GCUGCGUCUCCGCCAUCUUGGUGUAACGAUUUGGAUCGUGAAAAUGUUGGCUGACACGAUCCUUAUUCUCUUCAUUUCAGUAGCUACUGCACUUCUCUCUGAAGGAAUCACAUAUCUAUUGGUUUACAGAACAGACAAAUAUAAGAAGUUAACUGCAGAAGUCGAAAAAGAUAGUAAAAAGUUGGAGAAGAGAAAAGAAAAUAUCUUAGAUCUUCCCAGACAAGGGGGAGGUCAGAAGAAGAAAAUGGAAAGAGUUGAGGAGAAGCUUAAGAAUCACAACAGAGACCUUUCAAUGGUGAAAAUGAAGUCCAUCUUUGCCAUUGGAUUUACAUUUACAGCUCUUAUUGGCAUGUUUAAUUCUAUAUUUGAUGGCAGAGUUGUUGCAAAGCUUCCUUUUGUUCCCCACUCUUGGCUUCAAGGCUUGUCCCAUCGCAACUUAAUGGGCACAGAUUUUACUGACUGCUCCUUUAUCUUCCUGUAUAUUCUUUGUACUAUGUCUGUAAGACAGAAUAUUCAAAAAAUGCUGGGCUUUGCUCCAUCUAGAGCUGCAAGCAAGGUUGGUGGUCUGCUGACACCACCACAGGGUACCAAGUAAACUUCACAGGAGUUUUGGCCACAGAGUACCCAUUUGCCUUGGAAUUCUGUACAAUACAACUUGUUUGGACCAUUUAUUGACCUACAGAAACAGUCUUCCUAAGCAUGUCUGUCCCCAGGUGUUACAAUGCUAGUGAACUUUUAGGAAAGCCCCAUAUUGUCGUAAAUGUACAUGUAACUAUCAGUACAUUUAUCACAGUCAAAAAUUAAAUUUUUGAUGUUACUCGGA
Pocillopora verrucosa is the source of this 823-nucleotide messenger RNA. Its product is annotated as calcium load-activated calcium channel. NCBI's taxonomy places the organism in Eukaryota, Metazoa, Cnidaria, Anthozoa, Scleractinia, Pocilloporidae. The record is from RefSeq and is a predicted model, not a curated record. Gene Ontology annotation, molecular function: calcium channel activity. Gene Ontology annotation, biological process: endoplasmic reticulum calcium ion homeostasis. Gene Ontology annotation, cellular component: endoplasmic reticulum; endoplasmic reticulum membrane; cytoplasm.